UCUUUGUCCGAUCAGAACUGUUCUAACUGUAUUAAUUCCACGCUGCUUAAUAUUAUCCGCAGAAAACGCGCUUAAUUCUCCCUGCAGUGACACUCAUUAACUUGCCCUGUCUCAGGCCACGCCCCCUCGCUGACUGGGCAUUCCUGCAGACUCUUUUCCACCGACGAAGUUUCUGUGGCGGAGAGGAACCGAAGAAAGGCUGAUCGGUUCGGAAUGGACGCCCUGGCCGUCCCCGAGAGCGGAGGAGAGGGCUGGUAUUUGUCACUCAUGGCUCCAAACACAAAGGGGCCAAGUUUCGCGUGGGUUGACCCGUCCAGACUGUACUGCAACUCCCAGGCCCUGUCAGACUGUGUGAAGGACCUUCUCAAACCAUUCCAGAAUGACUCCAUCGACCUGGUGGUUGGAAUAGAUGCAAUGGGCUUCAUUCUGGGUUCAGCUGUGGCCAUCACUCUGGGAAAAGGCUUUUUAGCCAUCCGAAAAGCAGGACGGCUUUGUGUGGAAACCCAAACACAGAAUUACAGCGACUACAGUGGCGAAGAGAAGCUAAUCGAAGUGCGAGUAGAUGUUCUCAGACCAGGUCUGCGUGUUCUACUGGUCGACCAGUGGAUUGAGACUGGAGGAACAAUGAUAGCUGCCAUCAAACUGGUAGAAAAACAGGGAGCAGCUGUUGUAGGUGUUGCAGCUGUGGCCAUUGAGAACACUGAAGGUGGAAAAUGGAUAAAGGAAAACUACAAGUACUCCCACUGCAUUCCUAAGGAGCUCCGGUCUCAGAUAGACAGCAAAUACCUGGAAUCUUUCAAGACAUUCAGUCGUUGAACCAGGCAUCCAUUCAAGACAGUGACUGGGAGAGAAGAAAACAAGAUCUGCAAUUUGAGCCCUGACUGUUUGUGAUGCUUCUGGUAUGUCUGAAGAUGUGAUAAUCAUUUAUCAUUUUUACUGACAGCUACAUCAGAGCUAAAGUACGAUCUGUUAGCAGUUCUUUAUCAAAAAGUCACUGCCUUUAUUAAUUAUUAAGAAGAAAAUUAAGUCUAGUAUUAUUUGCCACUAACAGCCACUAUUCAAUCUGUUUUAAAGAAAAAUAUUUAAGUACACAAAGAUAAAUGCUAAAUGUGUCAAUUCUAUUAACUAAUCAGUCAUUUUUAAUGAAUGCAGCAAAUCUGACAGGUAACAUAGGAAUUUAGGAGACUUUAAUGAGGCCUGCUAAUUUGCAUACAGUAUAAAAAUGUUUUAUUCAAACAAAAUGCACAUUAACAAAGAUCUAUAAAUUGUUCAGCAUUGUGUAAAAUAGUAAAAAAAACUUAGUUUUGAAAUUUGUACACUACAGCAUUCAGUACUAUUUUAAAUACAUUAUUGAAACUGCAUUUUUGAUUAAUCAUUAAAAUGCAAUGCCACUUUCACUGUGCAGUUAAUACUUGGCCACGCACGACCUUAAUAUACUGAUCCACGUGAACUAAAAUGAAGUAUCUAAAAAAAAAGAAGAGACCUAGUUACCUUUAAUAUAGUACCAUAAUCAUUCAUAAAAGUGAAACACAGAAGAGAAGACAGAUUUUUGUGCAUAGACAUCAUAGGGGAAAAAAAUUCCACCACAAAAAUGAAAACCUCAUGAUAUCCUACUAAGGAAUGUUCUCUCAAUUCCAACAGUUUUCAGUUCCACCCUCUCCACAGAGAGCUAACCACAAAGCUUACUGUGCAUUCCUUAUGUGUAGAUGUGGUCUUUAAAAAUCCAUUUCUAUAGUCUCCCUGUUAACCUGUACAUACUUUACUUUUUGCUUUGGUACCGUAAUUUUCAGUGCAAAAUUCCCAGUUUGAGCCGCUCCUUUUACUGGCAGCAGUUUGGCUGUUUCUUCUUAGAAGUUGCGUACAAGUUACUUGUGUUGCUGUUGAUUUCUGUAACAAGAAGAUGAAAAAAGGGGAAAUUAGGAGACCUUGUUUUAUGCAACUUUUGCAGACUUUUUACAGAAACCAAUAACUGCAUUUGCUGAAAAAAGAACAGUCAUGUCAAUGAUUUGAUCAAUAGUACUGGCAAUAUGCGCAUUUCUGCUCGUCCAUUUCUACGUGCAAGUUUAAAUGCAAUCAUUCAUGUUGUAAAAUGAAUUUAUUUUCAAAACAGUAGCUGAUAUCUUGUGAGUUACUGUAAAGUUUUGGUUUUAGCUCUGCAUGCUGCCAUCCAUCACAUGGAUUUGUUCAAUUCCAACAGCAGCGCACUUGUUUUACCUGAAUGAAGCUUUGAGGUACUGGAUGAUGACUACAAAUAUAGAGGUUUGGAAAUGGUUAAACACUGACAUGCAUACAAUCAACAAGUACUGUAUUCAUUAUUACUGUACUAAUGUUAUUUAUUCUAAUUGUGUUAUUUUCAGCAAAUAAAAUGCUUUUCAGGAAUAUUUAGA
Messenger RNA from Pygocentrus nattereri (red-bellied piranha), 2387 nucleotides. RefSeq lists its product as uncharacterized. The record is from RefSeq and is a predicted model, not a curated record. The transcript is spliced from 5 exons. Gene Ontology annotation, molecular function: adenine phosphoribosyltransferase activity. Bases 214 to 816 code for a protein of 200 amino acids. NCBI's taxonomy places the organism in Eukaryota, Metazoa, Chordata, Actinopteri, Characiformes, Serrasalmidae.